AUCAACCAGCUUCACACACAUCGCUUGCCAAGCUAGCUGCGCGCGCCGCUGUCUCCUUCUCCAUCGGGCAGAGGGAGCGAGGGAGGAGCGGCGGCGAUGUGGGCGCCGGGCUCGCCGGGGAGGCUGCCGGCGAUGGAGGAGUGCGGCGAGGACGGGGAGGAGGACGCGGACCCGUACGGCCACCGGGCGCGCGGGGCCAUGGCCUCCUGCUGGGGCCGUUUCGGCGUCGCCGCGCUGUGGCGCAGGCUGCGGCAGCACAUCAGCGUGGCGCGGCGCAGGCGGCGGCUCGGCCGCUCCAUCCUCGGCGCCGGCGGCCUCAACUAUGAUCCGCUCAGCUACGCGCAGAACUUCGACGACGGCUGCCUCGAGGAGCGGGAGCCGGACUUCAGCGCCAGGUUCGCGCCCCCGCGGCACGCCGCCGCCGCCGGCCUGCCGAGGCCGACCGUAGGCGCGGGCCGGGACGUCGCCGCCGCUUGACGCGCCCGAACGAGUUCGUUCUUGUUUACCGCUGCUCGUGCGCCCUGGCAGAGUGGCAAACUGGUAACUGCUCCUCCACGCCGCGUCUUCAGUUGAAUGUAGAUACAUGAUACAUGUCGCAGGCUCCCAUGGAUGGAUGUAAGUAGAUUCGAUAUUACUAUGUUAGCUUGAUCAGGCUCGUCUCAUCAGACAAAAAUAAAAAUUCUUGCCGGUUUUCUGGUUUCUGCAGCGUUCUUGCAGUUGCAGCGAUUCUUGGAGCUUUUGCUCGUGUUUAUACACACUUGUGGUUCAAGCUUUCAACCAAGCUUUGUCACAGCAAUCGCUGUUCUGAAGUCUAAAAACGCGCUCUUGGAUCA
This is a messenger RNA of Setaria italica (foxtail millet), 833 nucleotides long. RefSeq lists its product as uncharacterized. The coding region runs from base 97 to 477 and encodes 126 amino acids. NCBI's taxonomy places the organism in Eukaryota, Viridiplantae, Streptophyta, Magnoliopsida, Poales, Poaceae. The record is from RefSeq and is a predicted model, not a curated record. The transcript has a single exon.